Messenger RNA from Hyaloscypha bicolor E, 591 nucleotides. RefSeq lists its product as uncharacterized. The transcript has a single exon. The record is from RefSeq and is a predicted model, not a curated record. The coding region runs from base 88 to 591 and encodes 167 amino acids. NCBI's taxonomy places the organism in Eukaryota, Fungi, Ascomycota, Leotiomycetes, Helotiales, Hyaloscyphaceae.
GAACAUCAAAAUUUCCUGCGGAAAUGAGGAGCUUCCUUUCCAUUUUUCAUCUCGUUAUUCUCUUCAAACCGUUCGCUCAAACAAAUCAUGUCUUCUUCCGACCUCGACAUUUCGUCUCGCAGACAAGAUAAUCUUACAAACGCGGAUUUAAUAAGAAUAAUUGGGAAAACCGUUCUCAAGCACUUCAAAAAUUCGAAAUUAUACUCUGCUCUCUCGAACAUUGGAAGAGGUAGGAGCUCGAUCUGUAGUCGGAGCGCUUUCAAAGUACCACGAGCUGUGUAUAGGAUAGAGGAAGAAGAAGAAAUGUCAAGAUCAAGGCAGGAAGGAAGGGGAACUUGGGGACUAAAUCUCGUUGGCAUGUUUCUUGCUAAGUUUAAAUUCUGGGGAGAGGAUGGAGGGGUAGAUAUGGAGGAGGACACGGAGCUCCACGAUGGUGAUGAGCUGAGUGAGGAUGACAUGAGUGAACAAGAAGGGCAGGGGUUCAGCUGUGAUGAAUACUGUCGCGUCAUCACACCGACAAUCCAUCUGAAUCGACUGGCAAACGCAUACCAUUAUGUUCCCCCUAUCUCCAACGAUAGGAACCUGGCCUAG